Salvelinus sp. IW2-2015 is the source of this 1099-nucleotide messenger RNA. RefSeq names its product sec1 family domain-containing protein 2-like. Gene Ontology annotation, biological process: vesicle-mediated transport; intracellular protein transport. NCBI's taxonomy places the organism in Eukaryota, Metazoa, Chordata, Actinopteri, Salmoniformes, Salmonidae. The record is from RefSeq and is a predicted model, not a curated record.
ACCAUUAAGAGACUCAUGUGUUGGUGUUGUUGUUUUGGAAUGGCGUUUGCCUGACAAUUUUAUAGGAAUCUUCUACUUUUCGCUCGGUCUAAACGACAGUAUCAUCUCCACAAUGUUACCAACUGAGGGCUUUACGUGUUUCCCCGGUCAGAUGUGGGACAGAGUGUUGUCAAAGGUAAAGAAAGCGGUGGUUUUCAUGGACGACAAGUGUGCUGAGAGUCUUCACUGGAACGGUGGAGCUACCAGUGUAUUUGAGUCUGGUGCUCGUAAUUUAAAACAGUUUUCGAGCUUCGAAGCCGGUGGUGAAAACGAACCAAAGGCAGUGUUUGUGGUGAGCACUUUGCUCAAAGGAAGAACAGCUGACAUUAUACAAGACAUCGUUGGCCUCAGUCAUUUUCAGUACUGUGUCGUUUUCACCACCGUAGCCCACUCCAUACACCUCCUCGCUAACCAUGUCACUGCUGUAUUAGAGGGGAACCCUGUGUUCGAGCAGUUUGAAGAUAAACUGUGCGAAUGGAUGGGAGAUAUGAAUUACACCGCUGAAGUCAUGCAUGCCCCCGUGGUCUUUGCUCCGGUGUCACCACAGCUCCUUCUCGCGCCUACCUUCGCGCAUCUGUUCCCGCUGCUGCCACGGGACCUCGAGACCAUCAAUAUAAAGCGCCCAGAGAAGAAGAGGUUCGGAAGCUUGACUGAUGUUGACAUGCAGUCUCUUACUCCAGAGCUGCAGAUUGAAAUUAAAUCUCUAGCCUCUGCGGUUAAUUCCAUGUUUGAGUCCACCAGCACCCGGGAGGAGAGCUUCGCCUUGGGUCCAAUGAGCCGUCUCAUCGCUGGGGAACUUGCCAAUCAUCCUCAAGCCAAAAACCGCAGAAAGACAGCACCCAAUAAAGCAUCCAUCGUCUUCAUCGAUAGGACACUGGAUCUAACAGGGGCUGCUGGUCACCAUGGUGACAGCCUGGUGGAGAAGAUAUUUACUGUGCUGCAGCCUUUGCCAGGACACACCACUGAUGUGCAGGUGGACAUGCUGGAGCUCACUAACCUGCAGCGUACCCCUGACUCACAGCCUACCCUGGCUCCAGGCUGCCUCGUACAGACCCAGUGA